GAGUAAGUGGCUACUUAGUAAGAAAACAAAGACGGGCGUCUGUUAUUCUACGGCUGCGGUAGACGACGGUUUGACGAUGGAGCGUCUGUACUGCUCAUGUGGGUGCAGUAGGGCACAAAGGGAACUUCCCUGUCACUGACCUCUAUUUAAAAGAGCUUGUUGUGGAUGCGCCGAGGUUUUUUUUUUAUUCCUCGCGAAUUUUCUACAGGAAUCAUUAAGAUCCACAGGUCUUUAUAUUCACGCGCAUCACCACGGAACGGCGGCGUCCGCUUCUAGUAAAACACGUUUACGGAUGACUGCUCCCCGGAAGACUCAAUCUAGGACGCCGCCCUGUUGUUAGAUCUCCCAGUAUGUCAACAGACAUGAGGCUCGUGCUGCAUUUGCUAUUGCUCUUCAUCCUUGCUGUUCAGGAGGUCAGGCUGGUGUGUGUGGACGUGGCUUCAGACACAGAUGCCACCGUAGGCAGUGCUAUGAAAUUAACCUGCAUCUACUGCAUGAAACGAGAGGAGAUCUCUGCCGAGACCAAAGUGGACUGGUUCUACACCGGUUCUGCAUCAGAUUACAGAAGAAUGCUUAUCUAUCAGUACAACCGUGAGCCGCAGGAGCCAAAGAACACAGAAAUGUAUUGGAAGGGCCGUCUGAUGUGGAUUGGCAGCAAGGACCUGCAGGACAUCUCCAUUAGCAUCAAAAAUGUCACCGCAAAUGACUCUGGCACGUACGAAUGUGAGGUGUCACGCUUCUUUGCGUUCGAUUCUUUCAAGCAUUCCACCACCAAGACGAUCACAAUUGAACUGAAGGUAAAAAUGCAAGCCUACUUAUUGGAAGGCAGGAAGUUGUUUUCAGGGCUUUAUCUAAGCAGCCACUUACCUCUCUAUCUGUUGUAAGGGGUAAUGUAAAGAUUCUGGUUUGUAUGCUAUUCUCUGGAUGCCUGAGAUUGCUGAAUGCGGAGUACUUCCUCUCACUUCAAUCGAAUAUACUUUACCUAAUGUAUAUUUGUCUAUAUUUAAUCAUGCAACCGCAAUGCAUCAUCUCUAUCUGCGAGUGUCUCGGUUCGCAGAUAGAAAUAGACAAUGUUGUAUUUAAGUGGUGGGUUUAGAGGAUAUUUUGAAUUGCAAGUAGCCUUCCAGAACCACAAACUUACAGUACAACUCUGCUUUUACAUUCAGUGCCAUUUAGAUCUGUUCACUGCAGUGCAUAAGACAUUUGUAAAGAUACUCUUUAUAAUGCGAUCACUGGUCCUUUUUGACAAUUGUACAAUAUUUUGUAGCACUUGUUUUGCAUAGCACUAAAAUGUCACAUGCGCUGCACUAUCAUUUAUGAAUACAGAGGUUCUCACCUUUUAAAACCCAUUUUUGAAUGCCGUUGAUAAAUUAUUCAUGUAAUCAGAUCAGUGUGGGCGGGCUUCUGCUCUAAAGGGUGAAGCUGAGAACCUCUGACCACGCAGUCAUUUUGUGUUCAUUUUUAAAAGACAACUUUUACCUGUCUUAUAGUAUGACAUACAAAGUCUCAUUGUCUUUGAAGGGACAGCUGAUUUGAAGCAUCUCAGCAUGUUUGUUUCAUUGUGUGGUUUUGUGUUUGCAUGCAAAUGAUUUCUUUUAAGGGACAGGCAGAAAAAUAAAAUGUAUCAAUUUCUGUCUAAUGAACAGAACUUUAAAAGGAUAAUUCACCCCAAAAUGUUUACUUCCCAAACCUGCAUUAAUGACUUUCUUCUGCAGAACACAAAAUCAAAUAGUUGUGGUUCCCAUUUACUUUAGUUAUAUUAUUGCAAUAGAAGUCAAUGAGAACCAACACUGAACACCCUUCAAAAUAAAUUAUUUGUAAUGUUUCAAAAAAGAUUCCAUUUCCAUUUUUGGUCAAACUACCCCCUUAAAUUAAAAUGUUUUUUUCUUUUAUAUUACUAUUAUUAUUAUUAUAUAUUUUAUUUACAUUUUCUUACCAGUAGUUGAUUCAUUUGGAUUUUCUGCAGAUCUUCUGUGCAUGCAAUGCUUUUGUUCACAUAACAAAAAAUAAAGUGGUUAAAAUUGUAAUAUCAUUGUAAUAUCGCUGAGGUGACUUACAGAUGCAAUUGGUUAGUUUUCUGGUGACCUGAAAUAGCUUUAAUGACUCUUCUAAUGCAUUACAGCAGAUCAGCUAUAUUUUGACUUGCCCACUCAUGCAUUUUGCACCUUUGUCCUCAUUUUCAGUACACUUGAGACUGUCUGAGUCACUUUCUGGAUGAAUUCAUCACAGACAUCCUUAGUGGCAUCGUAUCAGUCCAACAGACCUCCUCUGAUUGCUCAAUUAAUUGCACAAAAUUCCCUCUGAUUGCAUAUUUUCUUUUUCUCAGGGAGUGUAGACACCACAGCGCUGUACUCAGAGAUCAUGAUGUAUGUACUGCUGGUUUUUCUCACAUUUUGGUUGCUGGUGGAAAUGAUCUACUGCUACAGGAAGAUCUCCAAAUCUGAGGAACUGGCUCAGGACCCCGC
Puntigrus tetrazona (Sumatra barb) is the source of this 2465-nucleotide messenger RNA. It is a transcript of the gene scn3b, whose product is annotated as sodium channel, voltage-gated, type III, beta. Lineage: Eukaryota; Metazoa; Chordata; Actinopteri; Cypriniformes; Cyprinidae. Gene Ontology annotation, molecular function: sodium channel regulator activity. Gene Ontology annotation, biological process: regulation of heart rate by cardiac conduction; ventricular cardiac muscle cell action potential; sodium ion transport. The transcript is spliced from 5 exons. The record is from RefSeq and is a predicted model, not a curated record. Bases 351 to 884 code for a protein of 177 amino acids. Gene Ontology annotation, cellular component: voltage-gated sodium channel complex.